AUGGCAACUUUGGAAAAAAAAUUUGUUAAAAAAGGAAAAAUCCACAAUGAAACUAGAAGCAAAAAACUCAGGCUGCAGAUUCAGCAGCUCCAAAGCCAACUGGUAACAAAAGAAGCUUCUUUGCAAGAGGUGAAGUCAGAGUUGGAAAUCUACAGAGAAAAUAAUGCUAGACAGUCCUCUAAAAUUCAGACCCUAAAAGCUCAGGUCAAGGAGCUGGAAGAAAUCGCUACAUCUGUAACCAGUGUAAAGUCACAGUCAGGUGCCUAUAUUUAUACUCUCAAAAGGAAGAACCAUGAGUUAAGUGAAAGAGUCUCAGAAUUAGAAAAACAUCUGAGGAUGCUUCUGGUGAGGAGAGAAAAAGCAGAGCAAAAAGCAGCCAGCUUGGAGAAGAAGUUGGCAGAGGUCACAGACAAGUUAUCCUCUUCCAUGAAUAUAGAUAUCAAAGGACAAGAAGAUCCUUUGGGAUUUUUAGUAAUAAAGUUUCCAAUGCUCUUGAAGGAACAUUCACUAGAAAAGACAAGAAUUGCACUUCUUGAAAAAGCCUUGGCCACUCAAGAAAUGGAGCUUAAAGCUAGUAGGGAAACAAUAGUGAAUCUUGUUUCAGAAAUGAAAAAGGAGCAAAGAACAGCAGCUGGCCACACUGUACAACUGGCAAUACUAAAGAAGGAGAAGGACGAGGCUGUAUUGACCAAGAAGACCUUUGAAAGGAAUAACACCAUUCUCUCAGAAAGAUUGAAAGACAAGCAAAUAGCAUGGGAUAACUGUUGCCAAGAACUGCUUCAUAAAGAGAAAAAAUUCACUGAGUUAGAUAGAAUUCUGCAUGCCUCCAUAUAUGAGACUAAAACUACACAGACCUUAUAUCAAACCUUCAUCAGUCAACUGGCUACACUCCUGAGCAACACCUUCAUAACUAUGGCUGGGACAGAGGAAGCUAUUAAAGAAAGGAUACAAGAAAUCUGUGGCAGUGAACAUUCUUGGAAAUCUCACAUGGGGUUUCUACAAGAGUUGACAGAGAAGCUACAGAUUAAUCAGGUUAGCUCACCAGAAAGUCUGCACUGCCAAUAUGAAAUGCUCUUAAACAAAGCAGAACAGCUAAGUAAACUGGAUAUGGAAUAUCUUCUUGAGAACAAGAACUGUAUCUUUAAUUUGCAGAAGAAGGUAAAUUCUCAAAGGGAAAAAAUCAAAAUGAAGAAUUGGCAGAUAGAACAACUGAUAGAGAAGAUCAAACAGUUUGAAAAAGGAAAAGAGCAACAGGUCUGCUUGAAUGUUGGGCAGGAUCCACAGAGCCUGAAAGCCCAGAAAGAAACUGAGAAACUUCAAGAACAGCUUAAGGAAAUGAAAAUGUCAAAUCAAACUCAUCAGGCAAAAUUUGUGAGUGUAAAUGAUCUCAAAAACAAAACCAUAGAAGAACUCAGUAAAUUUUGGGAAAAAGUUGAAAAGAUUAAGGAGAAAGCAGUUAGAAAGGUGGUCAGUUUGAAAACAGAACUAGACUACACAGAACAUGAGGCAAGGAAGGAAAAAGAGAGGGCCCAUCAUAUGCUGGAAGCAGUCACUAAUGAGCUCCACGUAGCAAAAAGAGCACUUGAAGAAGUAGCAAGAAGAGAAAAACAGAUUGGCACUAUAUUUCUGUCCUUGGACACAAUGGAUAAAAAGCAGCUUGGGAGUUUGUGUCUGAAAUAUGGUUUACUCCACACGGGGAAAUCAGCACAGGAUCUGAAAACCUCACCCAUUAAGUAUUUUGAGCAAGGAGGAGGAGAUUGA
Messenger RNA from Gopherus evgoodei (Goodes thornscrub tortoise), 1761 nucleotides. Its product is annotated as coiled-coil domain-containing protein 170-like. The coding region runs from base 1 to 1761 and encodes 586 amino acids. The record is from RefSeq and is a predicted model, not a curated record. The transcript is spliced from 9 exons. NCBI's taxonomy places the organism in Eukaryota, Metazoa, Chordata, Testudines, Testudinidae.